This is a messenger RNA of Bactrocera tryoni, 359 nucleotides long. RefSeq lists its product as uncharacterized. The record is from RefSeq and is a predicted model, not a curated record. Lineage: Eukaryota; Metazoa; Arthropoda; Insecta; Diptera; Tephritidae. The transcript has 2 exons. The coding region runs from base 4 to 348 and encodes 114 amino acids.
UUCAUGACCAAAUUCGAUGUAUUCAUCAGUCUGUCGGCGGAUAAGAAGCGCUUUCAGAGCAUUUUCGCCUACAAUGUGGACUUGUGUGGACUAAUGAAUAACUUGUCGCGCAUUACUUUGUUGCGUGCUUGGAUGCUAAAUGUAAUUAAAUACAGUAAUCUAAAGCCGCAUUGUCCUUUGGAAGCGGGUCACUAUUAUAUAAGGAACUUUACGGUAGAGAAAGGCAGCAUACCAGUCUAUUUGCAAGCAGGCGAAUACCGCAUCGUCACGCAUCAUUACUACAAAGGGAAGAAGAACAAGAAAGAGAUAAAAGUGGCUGACUUCCAGGCCGAUUUGGAGAUCGACUGAUUUUAAAGGCU